AUGCUCAAGGACGAAGACCACAUCCAGCAGCUGCUAAAAUCAAUGUCUCUCAACGAGAAGAUUGGCCAGAUGGCUCAAGUGGAUAUAAAUCAAUUGUGUGAAGACAAUCCCAAUGAACCAGGGACAAAACGAUUAUCAGAAGAGAAAGUGCGUACAGUCAUUGGCGAACAUGCCACUGGGUCGGUAUUGAACUACAUUCAGAGUGGACGACCCCUCACACCCACAGAAAUGCGCAAGGCAGCAAUCUACAUCCAAGCUGUGGCCAAAAACUACUCUCGACCUCCCGUCAUUUGGGGACUCGACAGUGUACACGGGGCCAAUUACGUUCAUGGCGCAGUCACGACUCCACAGCCCAUUAAUCUUGCCGCUACCUUCAACAAGACGGUAGCAUACGCAGCAGGAAAGCUAUCCGCCAAGGACACACGGGCAGUGGGAAUCAAUUGGUUGUUUGCUCCCUUGAUGGGAAUUGCCAUUGAACCAAAAUGGGCUCGUGUCUACGAAACCUUUGGCGAAGACCCCUUUUUGGUGUCUGAAAUGGGCGCACAGUUCAUUGCUGGCAUUCAAGAAAAAGACACCCAUGCUGGGAAUUCCACUCCCAGCAUUGCGGCAGCCUGCGCCAAACAUUUUGUGGGAUACUCUGCUUCCCACACUGGAAAUGAUCGGGCUCCUUCUUGGAUUCCAACGCGGCACUUGUACCAGUACUUUUUACCUCCUUGGAAAAAAGCCAUUCGAGAGCAAAACGUGCUGACAAUCAUGGAGAGCUACACGGAAGUGGACGGGGUCCCCAAUGUGGCCAAUCCCAAUACACUGCGCUAUCUAUUGCGACAACAGCUGGGGUUCGAUGGUGUGCUGGUCACGGAUUACGCAGAAAUUCGAAAUCUCGACCAAUUUCAUCAUAUCACUAGCAGUCCAGAGCAAUCUGUCGUACAUUCCCUGCGAGAGGGGUCUGUGGACAUGAGCAUGAUCCCGGACAGUGAAGCUCGCUUUAGAGAGAGUGUCAACCAGGGGAUUGCCAACGGAACACUAGUGGAAGACAGAAUAACUCAAAGUGCGGAACGAGUGUUACGCCUCAAAGCAAAACUGAACAUGUUUCACGAGGAAAUAACAAUGGACAACAGCGAGCUAGCAACGAUUGGACAGCCACAAGAUAUCCAAGAUGCCCUGGAUAUGGCAGAACAAUCCAUUGUUCUAGUCAAGAAUGAGCAAAAUACUCUCCCUCUGAACGUGGGUGAAUCACCAUCAAUCUUAUUGACGGGUCCAACCAUCCACUCGCUCGUCUAUCAAUCUGGAGGAUGGACUGGAGAGUGGCAAGGCGUUCCUGUUUGGGACGCUGACAAGUACUUUACGAACGGUUCGACCGUACUGGAUGCCAUGAAGAGCAAAUUUUCUAAUGCCAAGUAUACCUGUGGCGUGGAUAUCCUUGGCCACGAGUGUGAAGAUCCUCUCAAUGAUGAGCCGGAUCCUGGCACAGGAAAUGGAGUCUUGGAUCAGAUGAACGGCGUCUACGGAAAGUUCAAGAAUUGGGCGGGGUUGGGUCCAGAAGAACCGCCAAGCUCCAUGGAGAAGGCUGCGGCUUUGGCCACCACUGCCGAUAUUGUUUUCAUUGGAAUAGGCGAAGAGGCAUAUGCGGAAAAGCCUGGAGAUCUACCAGAUCAUUCCCUGGAUUUACCGGCGGGACAAUAUGAGCUUGUCUCACUUGUGAAGCAGAGCACGAAUGCAAAGGUGGUCGUUGUUUACUUUGGCGGUCGUCCUCGCUUGCUGCGGCAAAUUGUGGAUUUUGCCGACGCAAUUAUUAUCGGUUUUCUUCCUGGCCCAAUGGCGGGUCAGGCGAUCGCAAACAUUGCUUCCGGUGCUGCGAAUCCGAGUGGCAAGCUCCCUAUCACCUAUCCCAUGUACGAGGAUGGAGGCGGAUUGCCGUAUUUCCGCACCAUUUCGGAUAUUUGCACGAAGCAAGACGAUUCCAACCCACUGCCACACUACGAAUUCGCUCCCUGCCCUGUUCAAUGGCCAUUUGGUUUUGGACUGAGCUACACAGUUUUCCAGUAUUCUCUAUUGCCACCAAGCACUAAGCGUCUUCAAUACACUCCAAUUGGAAACUUGAACUCCAGGGAACCACUAAAAGUGUCGGCAAAGGUGAAGAACAAGGGCGCAGUUGCCGGUGCCGAGACUGUUUUCUUCUUCACGUUUGAUGAAAGCAGAUCGACUACCCCAGAAUACAAGCGGUUGAGAGCCUUCGAGAAAGUGUACCUGGAACCUGGCGCUGAAACAACCGUAACCGUAUCCAUUCGGAUCGAAGACCUGAAGUUUGUCGGCCCUCACGACGAUACUCACUUGAUUCUCGAAGAUGGGUUGCGCUUCCGGGUAGGAAUCGGGGCAAUGACUGAUUGUAGGGAAGGUGACAAGGAUUCGGUACUCUGCUCGGAUGUUGUCACCAUUGAUGCCGGUGACGACUACAUUGGAGCCUGUGAAUCAGCUUGCGAGUUGUGGGCGAGCAGUGGUUGUUCGGAACACUUGAGUUUGUCUCACCAAAAGUGCUGGAACCUGUGCACAUCAAUCUCCAAGAAAAAUGCCCAAUACCUUGGAGAGGGAGAGGACGGGUGGGGUUGGAACUAUGUCCAUUGUCUGGAGUCCAUCGUUUGGGGAUUCCAAGAACUGCAAUCUUUCGACAAGAACACACAGUGCGGCAAGAUGACGUCUCUUUGCCGCAACAUCUUCACCACUGAAGGGAACGACUCCUUUGGCCACGGCCCCAACGUUCCAAAGGCAGGAAGCCUGGCACCGGACCGGUCGGCUGUAGUGAUUGCUCUCUGUGCUGGGCUGCUGGCUUCAUUUCUAGUAGUGUACGCACUGCGAGGCGGUUUCUCAAAGCACAGGGGCGGAGGUUCCGUUCAAUUCACAAGAGUUUCAAACGAGGAUGCCCUGACUGCAUAG
Messenger RNA from Seminavis robusta, 2931 nucleotides. Lineage: Eukaryota; Bacillariophyta; Bacillariophyceae; Naviculales; Naviculaceae. The record is from the annotation of a GenBank genome assembly.